Messenger RNA from Mobula hypostoma (lesser devil ray), 1970 nucleotides. Its product is annotated as histone H1-like. The record is from RefSeq and is a predicted model, not a curated record. The transcript has a single exon. Gene Ontology annotation, molecular function: DNA binding; structural constituent of chromatin. Gene Ontology annotation, cellular component: nucleosome. The coding region runs from base 755 to 1099 and encodes 114 amino acids. NCBI's taxonomy places the organism in Eukaryota, Metazoa, Chordata, Chondrichthyes, Myliobatiformes, Myliobatidae. Gene Ontology annotation, biological process: nucleosome assembly.
UCUUCUUUCAGCCACGAAUCAGCUAUGGUCAUGACGUCAUAACUACUAAUCUGUAACUACAAGGUCAUCUGCCUUGUUGUAUAUAGCGUGUGCGAUCAAAUGUAAUACCUUCAGUCCAGCAUCCAACACCCCUUUUCAAUUUUGCCCUAUCAUAGGCCUGUCCUUCCUCAGUCUCACUUGUAUACCAACUGCUGCAUCCUUCUCAGUCCUAUCACUCAGCUUCCCACCUUGCUGCUGAAUAAACUGACACCCCCACUCCCCCAGAUAUAGCAAACCUGCCCACAAGGAUAAUGGUCCCCCUCAGGUUCAGGUGUGACCGAUCAGUUUCGAACAGGUCAUGCCUUCCCCAGAAGAGAUUCCGGGGAACAGGGGUACUUCCGGCGCUAUUCUUGCUCUCUGAUUGGGUUAUUGCGCUCACUAUGAGAGAAUGGCAGUCUGAUCUCCAGACCGUUAAUGUAACAACCGCGCUCUUCGUGACCCGAUAGCGCCCAAAUUGUGUUCAGAACGGUUCCAACAAUUGCUCUGAACCGCCGCUUGCUUCAUUUUUGACUCCUGAGUUUGAGAGAGUUUGUCCAGAGUCGCAGUCGCUGAAGUGGCUCCUCCCGCGGCGGCCGCCCGGACCAAGCCAGCUGGCCGAACAGAUAGACAAGAUUGUGAAGGGUUGCCGCAGUCUCCGGGGGUGUCCGUAGUCGCGAUCAAGAAGGGUUCGGCCGCCAACGGCGUCAAUGUGGAAAAGUUCAAAGGUCAGAUCAAAAUGGCUACUAAAAGGAAAUUGAAAAGUGGCUCGCUGGUUCACACUAAGGGCGCGGGUGCCUCCGGUUCCUUGAAGGCCGCUAAAAAAGACAGCGCCGCGAAAAUCGUGAAAAAAGUUAAGAAACCAGCGACAAAGAAACUGGUGACCAAGAAAACUUCCACCAAAAGACAAGCUGUUAGGAAACCAGCGGCUAAAAAAACGGCAGAUAAAAAAUCAGUAACCAGGAAGGCUGGGCAGAAACCCAAGAGUCCCAAGAAGAUCGCGGCGAAGAUGGCCAAGAAUUCUGGAAAAUCCAAGCCGAAGGCGAAAUCUGUGAAAUCCAGGAAGACGGCGACCAAAAAGUAAAUAAAAAACGCAACUUGUAAAGUCCUGAAAUCAACGGCUCUUGUAAGAGCCGCCCAUACCUCCCAGGAAAGAACUAGGAAUUGGCACUUGUAGUAAAAUCCCGAGCGAGCUGAAAGAUGAGAGGCCUCUGCUCCAAUCUGACGCUGUCUCUCUAAUUCCCUCUCGGGCCCGUCAGAGCGGUGUGCGUACAAGGAGACAGUGGCAGUCGAUCUGGCCUUGAGCAGUGGACUAGGAGCGAGAACAGAAAAAGAAUUUAAUCAUGUGAUUGUAAUGAAUGUUUCUGCAGACAUAUUGAGCAGCAUUUCAGUUCAGUGCAGAUUCCUGUGAUCCCUUUGAAAACCUUUUGCCGUUCUGUUCCCCCCCACCCACCCAAAUCAUUUAGUAAAAUAAAGUCGACCUUAAUUCUCUGCCUGCCCUUUCGUUUCCUGCAGGACUGAAUUCACUCACCUCGAGAAGCUAUGCAGUAAAUAUGCAAAAAUUCAGAUUCAGCUAAAUCGAUGAUUUAAAUGAAUGAAUUAAUCUGUCGCGAUAAAUCCACACUCAGGUUGGAGGAGCAACACCUUACAUUCCCUCUGGGUAGCUUCCAACCUGAUGGCAUGAAUAUCGAUUUCUCAAACUUCCCGGCCCUUUUCAUCAUUCCCCACUCCAAUUUCCCUCUCUCACUUUAUCUCCGUAUCUGCCCAUCACCCCGAUCUGGUUCUCCUUUCCCUUCCCCUUCGCUUCUUCCACGGCCUUUUCUCCUUCUAUCAGACCCCCGCACCCCGCCACCCUUCUCCAGCCCUGUAUCUCUGUAACCAAUCAACUUCCCAGCUCUCUAUUUCGCCCCUCCGGGUUUCACGCCCCCGCCCCCGUAGUUCUUCCUCCCCUCUCC